Exaiptasia diaphana is the source of this 1674-nucleotide messenger RNA. RefSeq lists its product as uncharacterized. NCBI's taxonomy places the organism in Eukaryota, Metazoa, Cnidaria, Anthozoa, Actiniaria, Aiptasiidae. The record is from RefSeq and is a predicted model, not a curated record. Gene Ontology annotation, molecular function: lipid binding. Gene Ontology annotation, biological process: lipid transport; lipoprotein metabolic process. The transcript has a single exon. Bases 59 to 916 code for a protein of 285 amino acids. Gene Ontology annotation, cellular component: membrane; extracellular region.
AGCCGUUGUAACCGCACAGAGCGAAGGCUAGAGAUAUUCAACCUAUUCAUUUUGAGCAAUGGAUAAGGAGCAAGCAGUUCGAGAGGAUAUGAAAAAGGUUUCUCCAAUAUACAGAGAAUGGUUAAGCAACAGAAAGGAAGCGAAAAAACAACUUCUUCUGCUWGCAGAUAAAAUMAACAAACACAACAGAAAUACCAACAUUGCUAAGGUCACAGGAACAUCCGCAUGCGUUGUWGGGRCAGGUCUUGCUGUCGGAGGUUUUGUUUCUGCUUUCUUCACGUUUGGAGCUUCUUUGAUUGUURGUGGAGUAGCCAUUGGUAUCAGUAGCGCUGGUGGAUUAACUACCGCUGGUUCUGGGAUUGYCCUUUACCUCUUAAACAGGAAUAUAUUCAAAAAAGCCCAAAAGGYCAUUGAUCRAGAUCARGARUUAACGAAUAAAUUGACCACAUCCCUAAACGACUUGAGUCAGGAGACCUUAAGGAUUAUGAGGGAUCAACARGAGCUGGAAAUGUCUAUUAUGGACACUGUCCUCCUUACAACGAAUGCAGGCCGGUUGGGAAAAAUUAUUAGCAAAGAUGUUAUCUAUGAUUUCGUUGCCAUUGCAAAGUUGGUCAAGAUUGCCGCACGCACGGUUGAUAAAACAGCUGCAACAACUGCUUUUAGGGUCAUGUCAGGAGUAUCAAGGGUCUUUCAUAUCGCGGGAUUUGCUAUUGGAUUAGCACUUUUGCCCUUCGAUUUAUACACUCUAGUAACAUCAUCCAUUAGUCUGCACAAGGGCAAUACAUCAGAUGCAGAGGRAAAAAUCAGAGAAAUUGYAAAAGAAAUGGUUUGCSACKAAAAAGAGAAGGAACAAGAGAAGAAGGCAGAAAUGAAGAGGGUAGAAGAAAAUUAUGAAAGUCCUAAAAAGAAAACCUAAAAGUAUCUAUAUAUGCAAUGGAAUUUCUUACCAAAGGGACUAUAUAAACAUAAUACAAUGUUUUUAUGACCAUACUAUAGCAGAUCAAUAGAUAGUGAGAUGGUGAUUACCAUCAAAUCACAUGGCGGAAGCAUAAAUUUUGAAUCCGAAACAGAUGAAGGGAAAUAUAGACGCAAAUUCCCUAAUAUUCAAAAUCGAUUGGACUCAAAAGACACGUCUACAAUCAUGUAUCAAGCUCCCAUCAGUUUUAGAGACAAAGCUCGCAAAUGUAACCAGUAGAAUUGUCAUCAGCUAUUUUGUUYUUAUGCUCAGAGGAAGUGCUGUAUAGUCGCAUCUCCCUUUUUAGAAAGUAAAAUAACGAAUUUAAAUGUCUAUUGAUAGACUAGUGCGGACGCUAUAUAAUUGUAGACAGACUAAAUAAAAUACAAUUGUAAAUCUACUAGAUAUAUUYAUGUUAUUGACUCGGGAGUUGAUUUUUGGUUGAGAUUCUGUAGUAAUGCACUAGUCAAAGUAAACCCCACCCCAACCCGGGACAGGGUAGGGACUAUGUGGGGCUUGGGAUCACAUUUGACCAGCAACGAUGCCCAAGCCCUGGGGAUAAAGUGAAUAUUUUACGAGUAGGGGAAUAGUGGGGCAUUAGGUCGGGAUUGGUCAAAUAAUUAUAAAAGGCCUGGGAGACUUUUAAUGCACCUUGGACUUCCCUUUUUAUUUCAUUUUGCUUGUGUAGGAGUUAAUGUUGCUCAAACAGGUCAAAUAUG